Molecule: messenger RNA, 375 nt
Organism: Penicillium alfredii
Lineage: Eukaryota; Fungi; Ascomycota; Eurotiomycetes; Eurotiales; Aspergillaceae
Exons: 2
Coding region: 1-375 (124 amino acids)
Biological process (GO): protein insertion into mitochondrial outer membrane; mitochondrial outer membrane translocase complex assembly
Cellular component (GO): mitochondrial outer membrane
Source: RefSeq, a predicted model, not a curated record
AUGUCGUCAGGUUCUCCAGCUGCAUCGAAUCCCUCAUUUUCGAUGUCGGCGUAUAUGGUGCCCUCCGCGCAAAACACCUACGAGUCCGACGACGAGAUCGCGUCUCUUCCAUCGGAAUCAACCACCGCCUCAGAUCUUGAAACACUCUCAGAUGACUACUCAGAUGCGGAGGCAGAAUGGAGGGAGAGCAUUGAGCAAUUAGAACUGCUUCUGACUAUGGUUCUGGUGCCCUUUAUUGGGAAGUAUCUGGGGCGGAAAUGUGCAUAUUUGGGCUGGACGCGAUUUAUGGAGUGGAAGUACCCCGUGGAAGCGGUUAUCAAAAACCCCGGGCUCUUCAAGGGUGCGGGUGUGGUUGAAGCGGCCGCGACUCUAUGA